AUGAAUCACCACUUCAGAACUGUUGUCUUCGCAGUGGCAUUGCUGUACGAUGAGAAGGAGGACACAUACAUUUGGUUGUUGGAAGAAUUCCUUCAAUGUAUGAACAAAAAAUUGCCUCAGGUUGUUGUCACUGACGGAGAUAAAGCUAUGGCUAAAGCAAUAGAGAAAGUCAUGCCUAACGUUGUCCAUCGUUUGUGUGCGUGGCACCUUCAGAAAAAUGUUACCAUUAAUGUCCCUCACCCGAUUUUCAAGACAAGGUUUAAUGAGCUUCUAUAUCAAUAUUGUACAGAGGAAGAGUUUGACGAGACUUGGAGUGGCUUGGUUACAGAAUUUCAGCUACAAGAUAGCCAAUGGGCAGCCAUAACAUACAACAAUAGAAGGAGUUGGGCAGAAUGCUUCCUACGGGGUAAUUUCUUUGCGGGCCUCAGAACCACCCAAAGGUCGGAGUCGAUGAAUUCUUACCUGUCACACUUCCUGACAAGCAAACUUAAACUUAAAGACCUUGUUGGCCAAGUUGAUAAAGCCAUACAAAGCAUACGCCACACGGAACGCGAAGAUGACUUCAUCAGUAACAACACAUCGCCCCAGUUCCCUUCCAACAUACUACAACAGUAUUACCAGCAAGUUGCUUCAGUUUUGACGAGAAACAUGUACGAUAAGGUCGCACAACAAAUCGACAAUGCUCUUGCAUACUCAAUUGAUUCGACAAGUGUGGAAUUUGGGUGCAGGUUGCAUGCAAUUCCAGUCAGACGGAAUCCCGUGUCGACAUAUGUUUGUGGUAAUGAAGCAUUUGAACCUACCCUGCAUCCCGAAACCUCUGUUAAAGGAACGCUGGAGGAAGGGCGCCAAAUUGAGAGGUGA
Humulus lupulus (European hop) is the source of this 861-nucleotide messenger RNA. RefSeq names its product protein FAR-RED IMPAIRED RESPONSE 1-like. The transcript has 2 exons. Lineage: Eukaryota; Viridiplantae; Streptophyta; Magnoliopsida; Rosales; Cannabaceae. The record is from RefSeq and is a predicted model, not a curated record. Gene Ontology annotation, biological process: regulation of DNA-templated transcription. Bases 1 to 861 code for a protein of 286 amino acids.